AUGGUAGUCAGCAUUUCUGCCCGUUUUCAGGCCACCCAGCGGCUGUCGGCCAAGAUCGAACAUUCCAACGUCAACAUCUCUUCGGCUGAUGCUCUCGUUCUUGCUAAAGCCAUCGAAAAGGACUUUGCAAAACUCGCAACUUCCGAGGAUCAUUACAAUUCACUGGUCGCUGCCUUCGAGCCAGAGGAGCCUCAAAGUGAUGCCCCACAGGAACUACCAGCCGUAACGGGCAACUCUGCCCCCAAACCUCCCCAAUUGGAGGCCGCUGGGGAUGAAUUAACCCACAUCUCCUUUGGCAGAUACCGUAAUUGUAAAGAACACUCAAUUGGCGGAUCAUCAACAAUCUUCAAGUCAAGGGAUCCUGUCACCAAAGAACUUGUCGCCUUGAAAGUGAACUCCACAUGGGUCCAACCCCACGAUGCCUACCGAGAAUCCCGACUUCUGAAGCGUCUUGGGGGAGACGAAACUCACAUUCUGACAUUGUUGGAGACGGAGACCCUUCGCGGCGAGUUCAUCCUGGUCCUCCCUUAUUAUCCGCUGACCCUGGGAGAUGUCAUGGUGAAGGGGAGAUCGAGCCACUUACCCCGGAUCUUCAAGCAAGUUGCGAAGGCUCUAUCCUUCGUCCAUGCCAAUGGCGUGAUUCACCGAGAUAUUAAACCUGGAAAUAUCUUGUUGAAAUCCGAAGAAGGUCCAGCAUAUCUAUGUGAUUUUGGGACGGCCUGGGCGCUGAAUGACCACCAUCCGGAUGAGACAGCUGACAACAAAGUAAUUGAAAUUGGAACGACCUGUUAUAGGCCCCCGGAAACGCUAUUUGGCUAUCGAGAAUACGGCACAGAAGUCGAUAUCUGGGCGUUCGGUUGUGUUAUCGCAGAGGCCGAAAACGGCGCUCCACUCUUCGAACCUGGAGAGAUGGGAACCGAUCUGAGGCUUAUUCUGUCCAUUUUCGAAUCGCUGGGGACGCCGGACCUGAAAACAUGGCCUGAGGCAAACAAUUUUCCAGAUUUUAGCAAGAUGAUUUUCAAUGAGUUCCCCCCUCAGUCAUGGGAGACACUCCUUCCGAAUUCUGGCCCUGAAGUGCUGGAUCUGAUCAAAAACAUGGUCACUUACAGCCAGGGAAAAAGGCUUUCAGCCGACGAGAUCCUGAAACACCCUUAUUUGAAGUGA
Messenger RNA from Orbilia oligospora ATCC 24927, 1164 nucleotides. RefSeq lists its product as uncharacterized. The transcript has 5 exons. Gene Ontology annotation, cellular component: nucleus; cytoplasm. NCBI's taxonomy places the organism in Eukaryota, Fungi, Ascomycota, Orbiliomycetes, Orbiliales, Orbiliaceae. The coding region runs from base 1 to 1164 and encodes 387 amino acids. Gene Ontology annotation, biological process: protein phosphorylation. The record is from RefSeq and is a predicted model, not a curated record. Gene Ontology annotation, molecular function: ATP binding; cyclin-dependent protein serine/threonine kinase activity.